GUUGAUCUUGUUGAUGAAUUUGGAGGCAAGGCGACGAUGAGUGAGCGUCCUUUUUAUGAUUACGUGGCUUCCAAUGCAAUUAAUGGAGAUACAGGCGCCCAGAAAUCAUGCGCCGUCAUGGACGUCUCAGGGGGAUAUCAAAGUGUCUGGUGGAAAGUGUGGCUGCAGAGGAAUUUCAACGUUGCUGAAAUAAAGAUCCAUUUUCAACCAGCUAGUAAUGUUUUCACUAUAUGAGUAAAUGGGAAAAUACGUUAAAAGCAGAAUGCAACACACAAACAUGAAAUUGAAAUAAAUAAUAAUUGUUGUUUAACACCCACUACCCCAUGCUUGAGGUUUUAGUCGUGUGGAAAAUGAGGCAUAUAUUGGAAAUACAGUGUGAAAUCAACUUCUCUUUCAGUUCCCUCACCUUUUUGUCGAAAUACUAUGCUACCUGUCUGAAACAUGACUUGACGAAUUUAAUAAUAUCUAAAAUUAUUUGUUUCAGCGAUAUAUUGGUCAACAGGAUUUUCAAUAUACGUUUUUGACAAUGAAUCCUUUAUACCCCCUAAUAAUGUGACAGAACAUCUAGUGUACCAUCAUGACCCAUCUACCGGAUGUCUACUACAGCAUAUGAAUAUAACCGUGCACAGCACAGCACACGGCAUCGCUUUCUAUAACACUAGACAAAGGGUCCUACAAUCCAACUGUAACGACAAAAAUGAAAAUAGACAGUUCGUAGAGAUUUGUGAAGUCAAUGUACUAGGUUGUGAUGCCACGCGAUACAGUGAAAAUUGUUCUCAUGAAUGUGACAGAAUAUGUCUAAACCAACACUGUGAUGCCUAUAAUGGUGAAUUUAUAUAUGGAUGUAGUGAACCGCAUCGUGCUGGACCACAUUGUACAGACUGCCAAAAGGGAUACUAUGGAGUAAAAUAUACACAUAAAUGUGGUCACUGCAUCGACAAACACGACUGUAAUAAGACAACUGGCGUUUGCUUCAAAGGAUGUCUGCCGCACUGGAACGGGCCGAAAUGUGAUGAGAAAGGUUCCUCCAGUGGAUUGCACAUUGCUAUAAUCGCUGUUACCUCAACACUCCUGGUCAUUUCCGUAUUGGUGAACGUUAUUCUAGUUUUCCGCAAACAGAGACGGCAAUCCUCAACACAGCAUGUAAAUAACCAACCAGAACAAAAUCAUACCGAAAUGGAGGAAACACGAGAGUACGACAAAAUAGGUGUCAGAAAUACGGACGAGUAUCAAGAGAUGUCGCCCACUGUCAUUGACCAAUCUCCUCAAGACAGAGCUUCCGCUUAUAUCAACUUAUCGUGAUAAGUAGCGCAUUUUCUCACACAAAUAAUUUGUAUCUUCUUUUGAGAUAACGAUAAGGACACCUGUUACCUAAUUGACAAUCCUAUCAAGUUUUUUUUUAUGGUUUAGUAGAAUAAAGUCAAGAAGUGUUAUCCGGAAGUAAACAUAUUUUAUCGACACUGAAAUGGUAUGUCUAGUCUGAACUUUACCUCAAGGAUUGUACCAUGUUUUUGUUUAUAUAUAGAUUGCUUAUUAUAGAAUAUAACG
Molecule: messenger RNA, 1548 nt
Organism: Ostrea edulis (European flat oyster)
Lineage: Eukaryota; Metazoa; Mollusca; Bivalvia; Ostreida; Ostreidae
Exons: 4
Coding region: 610-1302 (230 amino acids)
Source: RefSeq, a predicted model, not a curated record